Molecule: messenger RNA, 444 nt
Organism: Sorghum bicolor (sorghum)
Lineage: Eukaryota; Viridiplantae; Streptophyta; Magnoliopsida; Poales; Poaceae
Product: glycine-rich protein 5-like
Exons: 1
Coding region: 1-444 (147 amino acids)
Source: RefSeq, a predicted model, not a curated record
AUGGUGGAGGCGGUCUGGCUCGACGGCGGUGGGGAAGUCCAGAUCCAUCGGUGGUGGAAGUGCUCUAGCUCGGCGCCGGUGGGGAAGGCGGAAUCCGCACUCGGUGGUCGGAGAGGAGGGGGAAAGGGUGUUGGAUCCAUGCUCGAUGAUGGGAAAGGAAGAGGAAGGGGCACCAGAUCCGUGCUUGGUGGUGGGAAAGGAGGGGGAAAGGGUGUUGGAUCCAUGCUCGGUGAUGGGAAAGGAAGAGGAAGGGGCACCAGAUCCGUGCUUGGUGGUGGGAAAGGAGGGGAAAGGGGUGCCGGAUCCACUCGGUGCGGCGCCAUCGUCGUUAAGGAGGCGCAACCUCGCCGCCAAGCUCACGUCGAGUUAGAGAGAGGGUGCGUGGAGAGGUGUGAGAGACGAGAGAUGGGAGAGAAGCAGACGAGGUGCGGCGGCUGGGAUUAA